AUGAAAUAUUGUGAUAUUCACUUAAGUUUAUCUUUCAAAAAAGAACCCAUACCAAGGCUCCAAAAUUUUGUUGAAGAGGUUAUUCCAGCUUUUACUGAUAAAGAAUUUAAAUCUCACUUUAGGUUAUGUCGAUCAACAUUUAAUUUUAUCCUUAAUACAAUUAAACCAUCGUUAACAAGAAAAAUUUCAGGAUCUCCAAUGAUACCGCCCGAAAAACAAUUAUUGAUCGCUAUAUGGAAAAUGGCCACUCCAGACUCAUAUCGGUACAAUGAAAAAAUAUUACUGAAGUUUCAGUUUUGCCGCAGCGUUAUCAAGCUUACGCUAGUUGAAAUAGCUCCACAUUUAAUAACUUGGCCUGAAAACGAGAAGUUUGAAGAAAUUUCUAAUCAAUUUGAAGCUACGAGCGGUUUCCCUAAAGUUAUCGGUGCAAUUGAUGGAACGCAUAUAAAUAUUCCUACACCACGUAAACAUCCGGAAUCUUAUGUCAAUAGAAAAGGACAUCAUUCAAUUCAAUUACAAGCUGUUUGUGAUGCUCAAAGUAAAUUUAUCCACUGCUGUGCUGGUAAUGUUGGCUCUGUACAUGACGCACGAGUAUUUCGUUUAUCUGAAGUGCAUGGUUAUCUCAGCGAUCCAGAAAAAUUUCCAAAUGAUUGUCAUCUAGUUGGUGAUGCGGCUUAUCCUCUCCAUAAACAUUUACUAACACCGUAUCGGGAUAAUGGACACUUAUCAGCACGACAAAAAAAUUACAAUUUUUGUCAUUCCUCAGCACGCAUAGCUAUUGAACGUGCAUUUGGAUUACUUAAAAAAAGACCUCGCAGCUUACUUACUGUUUUAGAUAUGAAUCGAACAGAUUUAAUACCUGAAUACAUCAUUGCUUGUUGUGUAUUGCAUAAUAUAUGCUUAUUGAAAGAAGACGAAUUUCUCAUUGAGGAAAUAAUCGAAGAAAAUGCAAAUAUAAAUGACAUAAACGAUAACGGUCAAAAUAGAGCAUUAUUAGCUGAAGGUGCCGAAAAACGGAAUCGUAUUUGUGACCAAUUAAUUAUAAGAAAUGUGUAA
Molecule: messenger RNA, 1056 nt
Organism: Cotesia congregata
Lineage: Eukaryota; Metazoa; Arthropoda; Insecta; Hymenoptera; Braconidae
Source: the annotation of a GenBank genome assembly